CCUCGAAGCUGGGAGCUCAAGGAUUCUAAAAUAAAGUAACAGCUGCGCAUUGCAUAGUACAUGAAUAAGAACCGAUCUUUGGAUUCUGAUUAUCACUGUUUUACGAGCUUCACGCGCAGUUGAUGCGUGGGCAAACCACUGGGUCGGCAGCACCAGCUUCACCACACGAAUAUUCAUAACUCACCUUCGACUUGGUUCAAGAUGUGUGGCCGUUACUCCCUCUCAAUGCGCCCCUACCUAGUCCGCACCCACCUCCACACCGACCUCAACAUGCCCGUCUCCUCCGCCCCCCCGGAUGAAGGAGACGACGCCCCUCGACAAACCCAUAACUUUGCCCCAACGUAUCGGGGGUUAGUUUAUAGAGCCGUCGGUCAUGAUGGGGGUAAAGAGGGGGAGAAGGGUGGGGGAGAGAAGCAGGCGAAGAAAGCUGGGGAAGAGGGGCAAGGAGGUAGGGUAGAGGAGGGAGGAGGUGAGGAGGGGCAGAAGGAGGGGGAGAAGGAAGUUCAGUAUAAAUUACAGACUAUGAAAUGGGGGCUGAUCCCCUCAUGGACCAAGCGCGCCCCUGAUUUCUCAGCCUCUCUGAAGACGAUAAAUUGCAGAGCGGAGUCCUUGAUGUCCACCCACGGCAUGUGGACGUCUAUGAAGCAGCGGAAACGCUGUGUUGUGCUUAUGGAAGGGUUUUAUGAGUGGCUCCAUCGCGGGAGGGAGAAGAUCCCACAUUAUAUCAAGAGGAAGGAUGGGAGGAUGUUGUGUCUUGCCGGAUUAUGGGAUUCUGUGAAAUACGAGGGCGAGGGGGAGAGGGUGUAUACGUAUACUAUUGUUACGAAGGCGAGUAGUAGACAGUUAAGUUUCUUGCAUGACCGUAUGCCGGUGAUGCUUGAGCCGGGGGGAGAGGAGAUGUGGAGGUGGUUGGAUCCGGGGAGGGGUUGGGGGGGGGAUGUGGCGGGGUGCUUGGGGGGGUGGGAGGCGGAGUUGGAGGUGUUUGAGGUGGAUAGGGGGGUGGGGAAGGUUGGGAAUGAUUCGGCGGAUUUUGUGGUGCCGGUGGGGAAGGGGAGGGGGGGGAUUGAGGGGUUCUUUGGGGGGAGGAAGGGGGGGGUGGGGAAGAAAGAGGAGGUUAAAGAUGAAGUAGGGAAGAAAGAGGAGGCUGAGGAUGAAGUGGACAAGAAAGAGGAGGUCAAGGAUGAGGAUACCAAGAAUGAGGAGGGGCAAGAUCACAAACGCAACAUACAACACAAACCAUCGACCAAGAAAGAAGAACCCAACGAAGGGGACAUCAAAAUGGAAUCCAUCGAAACUGAGAACCUCUCUGAACACGCCCACCAACGAGAACCACCAAAGAAAGAAGAACCCGACGAGAAGGAGGAAUACAAACCCGAAACACCAAAGAAGGAACCCCCCUCUUCGCCAGCAAAAAAGGAAGAAGAGAGCAAACAAGGUAUCAAGCGCGAGCAUGACGAUAACCUGGACCUUGAUAAAGCAGAGCCGGUCAAGAAAGAGGCUAGGACGUUGGCGAGUCCGGUGAAGACUGAGGGGAGGGGGUUGAGGAGUUCGACGAGGAAUGAUAGGGGUGUUGUGACGCCGAAGAAGGGGAAGAAGGCAGAGAAAGGGGAGCAGAAGAUUACGGGGUUUUUUGGGAAGAAGUAGGCACGUAAGGGCUGGCGUUUGGAUGGAGGGGUGGAGUUUGGGGGCGUAUCUGCAAAUCUGUGGAUGGAGUUUGAGCCAUAAUUAUAUUGGGAAGUAUAUGUAUAUCUGUCACGGUGCAGAGUAUAUUCGAAGAAUAAAAAACUUUUAUUAUUCCCUAACAUGCAAUGCAUCGAAAUCACAAAAAACCAUCACACGCACAACUAG
Molecule: messenger RNA, 1848 nt
Organism: Pseudogymnoascus verrucosus
Lineage: Eukaryota; Fungi; Ascomycota; Leotiomycetes; Thelebolales; Thelebolaceae
Exons: 3
Coding region: 202-1644 (480 amino acids)
Biological process (GO): DNA damage response
Molecular function (GO): single-stranded DNA binding
Source: RefSeq, a predicted model, not a curated record